Messenger RNA from Pieris rapae (cabbage white), 4401 nucleotides. Its product is annotated as stAR-related lipid transfer protein 7, mitochondrial. The transcript is spliced from 9 exons. The record is from RefSeq and is a predicted model, not a curated record. Bases 183 to 1676 code for a protein of 497 amino acids. NCBI's taxonomy places the organism in Eukaryota, Metazoa, Arthropoda, Insecta, Lepidoptera, Pieridae. Gene Ontology annotation, molecular function: lipid binding.
UGUCAUUUUUAUCAAAUUCAAAUUACGCUGUAAGGUUAAGUUUCGCAAGACUGCAGACUGCAGUACAUAUUAACACACUUCCCGUCUCAAAGGAUUAUUAAAAGAAAACCAACCGCGCGAGUUUUUGCAAUGGGCUAUUAGUACGAUCUCCCUAAUAAAAAAUCACUUUCCUUCCAAAUAGCAUGUCGGCGUUGCGGUUUAAAUUUUUCCUCAGAGAUACCGCAGUUCGAAGAUUUUGGAAUACAUGGACUCGAAAUUAUCUUAUAAAUACUGUAGUGAGAAAGUUCAGACGUGACCGAGGUGUCAGGGAGGUUAUACAGUGUUUCAAACAAGUAAUUUUCCGGCCACGGCGAACCUUGCUGUUGACGGCCACCGCGGUGUGUAAAGGUCGUGAUAAAGGGUUUCCCUGCGAGCAAGGCAUAUCUGAUAAUGAAUUACAGGAAUUACUCGAAGAAAUGGAAGGGCUCGAGAAAUUGGCCAAGCUGACUGUAUAUUGCACAAGUUGUGGAAAAAGAUUAGUGAUUGAUAAGAAACAGAAUGGAGUCUCAUACUGUGUAUGCAAAGACUCAAAACCUAGCCAAGACUCUGUCGACGGUUGGGUGCCAUAUAUGGAAGCUGUUGAUGUUAUUAUAUGGAGGAAGGAAUAUAAGCCGGGAACUGGGCAAUACGCUUAUAAAGUCUAUGGUCGAUAUCCGGAAGUAUCAGCUAGUGAUUACGCGGCCGUACAAAUAGAUGGCGCUUAUCGAAAGGCCUGGGAUAGUGCGGUGGCUGCGUUAUCUGUGGUGCAGAGAGGUGCUCAUGGCAUUGCUGAUCAGGCGGUUAUGCAUUGGGAGGUUCUCUGGCCUAGACUAUUUGCGAAUCGUGAUUACGUUUACAUAAGACGUCACAAGGAAGUCGAACUAACGGCGCCAAAGACGUACGAGUUCACGAGCGUGCACGCGAAAGCGAGACAGAAAUAUGAAGAGGAGGCGAGUGAGAGGGAUGGCAAUAAGGUGUACAUUAUACUAUCGAAGGCGUGCGAACAUCCAGACGUACCGGAAACGAAGCACGCGAUCCGAGUCACGGAGUACUGGAGUCAUAUGGUGGUGAAGACCAUUCAUGGUGCUGAUAAGCCCGGUAUGGAGUUCGUUCUAACGUACUACGACGAGCCGGCCGUGGGCGGAAUGCCGGGCGGUGUCGCCGCAUGGGCGUCGAGUCGUGCCGCCCCCGACUACUUGUUGAAAAUGAGGAAGGCGGCCACAAACUACAGAAGCUGGGCGGAUCGUAGGGGUAGACAGGAUUUACCAGACUUCACACCAUUUGGUCCGGAUCAAGUGAGUUUUGAAGAGAACGUUCAACAGAUAAACGAACAAGAUAUGGAGUCAUCAAAAUUAGGUCCAGAUUUAGAGUGUGAUAUCGAAAAAAAAGAUAAAGAAACACAGACGGAUAUAAACGAUGAUAAAAUUGUAAAAAGCGUGGAAACAACGAAUGAAGCAAAAAAUGAGAAAGUCGAAGAAAAUGUGGAAAACAAAGUUGAAUCCCAAAGUGAAGCAUCAGGUGAUACUGAAAAGCCAGAAAGUGUUAAACCAAGUGAACGGGAGGAAAGUGUAGAUGAAAAAGAGGAGAAAGAUACAACGGAAGACAAUGGAAACGGAAGCUGGUGGAGAUAUCUGUAUCCUUUCUAUUAUUUUGUAUAGAUUAAAAAUGCUGACUGUACCGUUCUAGUAUUACGUAAGCAGAUUGAGAGCGCGACCACACGAUGCGUUAACGGUGUAGUGCGGUGCCGCAAAGUACAUAGAAAUUACUAUACCAUGUCACACGACGCGUCGCACCGCAAGCGCGCCGGACUAGUGACCUGCGAGACGAGGCGGGGAAGGGUAAACAUUGCCACACCGCAACGCACCCGGGUGGCCUAUAGCUCGAAAUAAUUGCGGUGCGGCGCCGUUAUCGCAUUGUAUCGCCGCGCUCUUACUGUAAUUUAUCCCCCCUCUUUUAUCAGCAAAAGUAAGCUAAGCUCUCAAAAAUAAUAGUAAUAGUAUUAAUUUUUGUAGGCAUCGUGGAAAAUGCGUUUUGUUUUCAAGCCGUAAUCAUCUAAAAAGAUCGCCAAGAUCGUCUCCCCCCUCUCCCACUAUAGUGCUUACGCAAUACUUGAACCUGGUUCUUGGCUAUAUGAAAUUCAAUUUUAACAUUGAAUUUAACUGUCAUGAUACACAUGUGAACUGUUCGGUACUGUGUCAAGUUUGUGGCUUUUAACGGUACUGUCACUGUCAAAGUGGUCGGUUUUGACAGCACUUUAACUGUCAUUUUAUUUGUAUCAAAUGUGACUUUGACGGGCUAUGUCAGUGGUCCAUUACCAGAGACAGAAAAUCACUUUGCGACGGGCGUGUCCCAUUACCGCCAAAGCAUUUUAUGGGGCGUUUUGGUCGCGACUGUCGGGAAGCGAUAUUCUCUCAAUCCCAUGGUCUUUUACAUGCAUGGACAGUAUUUGUAGCAGAACCCAGUUUCAACAGAACCUUAAACGAGGGGUCGGUUGAUCUUUUAAAGUGAUUUUAACAACAAGUCGGUAUAUGUCAAAGUUGUCACUGUCAAAAUGGUGUGACAAAAUAGCUGUCACUGUGACAGUGUAAAAUGUGUGACUUUGACGGUAGCUAGAUUUUAAUUAUAGACGAAAACACUUUGCGAUAAGCGUGACCCAAAGGAAGAUGUAUACAAAUGGGCGUGGUCAUAUAGUACCCGCUGAACUGUUUAACUGUGCCAUAAGCCAAAUUGUCCACCUUAUUUACUAAGCCUGUAUUGUAAACGUCAAAUUAACUAGUAUCAAGAGCUUUUUCCUGUAUAGAUCUUAGAAUAAUUAUGGUUGAUUGAAGCUUUGGGAAUUCACGCAUUUUUCCUUGGAAAAAAUUCCAUAGAAAAUAUUUAUGUAGCAUUUAUUUUUGACAUUUUGUGGAAUUCAAAUUCGCUCGCUCCAAAACUUUCGAAGCAAUAGACAAUAUCGAACCCAGACCUGAGACCUUAUAGCGAUUCCAACAACGCCAAUAAUUCAAAAUCGGCCAUGGGUUUUACGGGAAACAGAGAUUACUCCGCUGGCGACCCAAAAAGUGGCCUUUCAACCAACCAUCCAGCUCCAGUGAAACUUCCGCAGAACUAAUUGCAGCUAUUAGCAGCAACAACAACAGCAGCACUCCCCCAAUCGAAAGUCUUCCUUCACCGACCUUGGCCACGGUGCCACUGCCAACGUUCUCAAUUCUGUUCGCGCUGUUCUAGCUUAUUAUAUAAUUAAUUAAUUUCCAAGCAGCUUUUUUUAGCUCUGAUCAGAAAAUUAAUUGGACAACCCAGCCUGCCCGCUAUUACCCCCUACUUAUGUCCCCCCCCCCCUACUAGUUUUAACUCAAUGCCAGUUUUAAGUAAAAUGGGAAAGUACACACGCGACGAAAUAAACAAAGAUAUCUAAAGGAAACGAAGGGAUAAGCUAUUAGAAACAAAAUAUAGACAUACACAUAUUAAAUAUUAAUUACUGAUUAAGGAAGAAGCUAUUGAUAAAGGAUAAAGCAAAAGAGGAAUUUAGCCGGAAACGGAACAUGUAGUAAUUGUAAGGAAUUCAGAAAGGUGGUGCUGUCAUAUUGGGAACAAGAAAAUAAAAUAUGGUUGAGGUCACAAACAUCUCCACACUAAAACAACUUUUAUGAUUCCUGAAAUAAAAUUUUAGAAUAGCGCCAUUUGUCUGGAUAUAGCUAACUUGACAUGUCUGUUUCCUAUUAUAACUCCGUAAGAAAGUUCGGUGUAGUCUUUGUAGCUGAUCGAAGCAACAGUAUUGGAAUGUCGGAAUCGCUAUUAAAGCCUGUCGGUAGUAAUAAUGUCAUACAUAAUAUUUAUUAGGUAGAUUUUAAAUAAUAUGGAGACGUCGGCUUUAAAUAUUGCGUGUUUAAGAUUUAGAAAAUGCGCCCUACGACGUAGUUGAUCUAGCUGUCUCUGUCGCACGUGCGUUGUUGUUAUACAAAGAAAAGAGACAGUAUGAUGAAUUACAUAACGUUAAAUAUGUAUGAUUUUAUUUAUAAAUCAUAAAUAAAAUAAUACAUUAAUUUAAUUCUAUUAAUUUAUUAUUUAUGGUUUCAAUAUAAAUAAAAUCGUAUCUUUUUGGAGAAAAAUAUUUAGUAAAAUGUUAAUUCAAAGAUGCGCCAUUUUGAAAAUUACAACGAUGACAGUUUCAGUUAUAAAAACGCGCCAUGUCAAAUGUCAUCACAGAUUACACUUGACAAAGUUGAAUCUUGGGCAAUAUUUCCAGCCGAGUAUGCGAAAACUAUCUAUUCCAGAUACUAUAGUAUGAGUGUUUGUAGAUUUAUAGCUUUAUAUUAUGUACAAAUUAUAAUAAUAUGUAAGUUGUUAUGUUAUACACUUAGUUCUGAAUAUAUGUUAUGUUUUAUA